This is a messenger RNA of Physella acuta, 3545 nucleotides long. RefSeq names its product phosphatidylinositol 4,5-bisphosphate 3-kinase catalytic subunit delta isoform. Gene Ontology annotation, biological process: phosphatidylinositol-mediated signaling; phosphatidylinositol-3-phosphate biosynthetic process; cell migration. Gene Ontology annotation, cellular component: phosphatidylinositol 3-kinase complex; cytoplasm; plasma membrane. Gene Ontology annotation, molecular function: 1-phosphatidylinositol-3-kinase activity; 1-phosphatidylinositol-4-phosphate 3-kinase activity. NCBI's taxonomy places the organism in Eukaryota, Metazoa, Mollusca, Gastropoda, Physidae. The record is from RefSeq and is a predicted model, not a curated record.
GGAAGUUCAAAGGUCAUCUGUCGGAUCGAGGAAGUGUAAACUGUAGAUUAACAACAGUCAACUGUAACGAAAUGUUAAUGUAACAUUCAACAAGCACCUUUUUCAGAGGCUACAAAGCUUAAAAUGACGGCCAUUGUUGCUACUAGAUCUAGAUUCUUGAUAAUAUAGCGAUAUCUGAACAGAAAGGAGCCUUGCUUUUGUUAGGCAAACGGACGUUUGGCUCAUACUACACAGCAACAGGACAAAAAUGACCUACCCAGUAGUAUCACCCAUCUCUAACGAGGAAGUCACACUGACCUGUAUAAAAACAGACAGCAACAACCAGCUCGAGAUUGACUUUCUUCUCCCAAAUGGAAUCCUCAUUCCUCUGGUGGUCAACUACCUGUCCCCACUUGAUCUUAUCAAACAGAUUGUGUGGAGAGAAGCACACAACUAUCCACUGGCUAAUAGCUUAUUGCCUGAAGAUGCAUACAGUUUUUACUUCAUCAAUACAGUGGGAGAGAAGGAAGAAGUUCUAGAUGAAAGUCAAAAUUUACAACAGCUCCGCCCAUAUAUAGGACUUCUCCAGUUGGUGAAAAGGAAGGGAGACAACAAAGUAAAAACACUGGAUAAAAAAAUUAACUGUCUGAUUGGUCAAGGUUUAUCAAAGCAAGAAUCCUUUCAAGCUGCAGAAAUGUUUGAUUUCAAACAAAGAAUGACUGAGUUGUGUAGGGAAAUUGCAAUACAUCGAAGAUCACAAACACCUAUAGAGAAAUUCAGAUGGCGUUACCCACUUCGACUUCGCAAUGUUAAAACAUUACCUGAUGAAUUACAAGCCAGUAUUUUUAAUGGUCGCAUAAUAUUAGAUGUCUUCUAUGAAAAUGCGGGUCGCUAUAUAACACAUGUAGACUAUAUGUGUACACCGGAUGCAGCAAUUAAAGCAACUUUGGAAAAUGGAAAAAGAACUCUGCCACCUAAAACAGAUUCAGAGUUAUUCAUCCUUAAGGUCAUUGGACAAGAGGAGUAUUUAUAUGGAGAUCAUCCACUAAUUCAGUUUAAAUAUGUUUACCAGUGUCUGGUGAAGAAAGCUGCUCCACAGUUUUGGAUGGUGCUUAAGUCUACUCUCUUAGAGUCCAAUCCACCAGUACCAAGAAGACAGAACUCUGGGUUAAUAAGUAAUUCCCAAACUGACGCUGCUGCUAGUGUUUCUCGGAGUACUGAUGUCACAGCUUGGGACGUGAAAGCCAACUAUCAGAUUCAGAUCUUGGGAAUCUCAAGGAUUCAGCUGGCUGCUGGAUCAAAGAUGAAGUUGUAUGCUGGUAUUUACCAUGGAGCUGAACCUCUGUGUGAUGAGAAAGGAAUAGACGACUUAAUAGUCAAAGACAACUCUUGCGUAUUGAAACAGGAUAUCACGUUUGAUAUUAGUGUGGCCAAUCUCCCUCACUGUGCUAGGCUCUGCUUUGCCUUGUACGCUUUCGGAGGAAAUAAUAAAAGAAAGGAUCUGGUUUCAUGGGUAAACAUUUCUGUGUAUGACUUCAAGUAUCGGCUUCAGCGUGGGGACAGGGAGCUGCCCAUGUGGCCACAGGACAUUUUACAACAAUCAGAAGAGUACUGUUACCCCUUAGGUGGUGUGGCACUAAAUGCACAAAGCACUGAGGCAACUAUCCUUAAGAUAAGCUUCCCUGAUAUAGAAGGUUGCGGAGGCUCUUAUGUCACCUACCCAUCCUAUGAUAUAGUUUUGGAAUAUGCUUCUAAACACAUGGAACCUGUUGGCAGUAUAAGCUCUCCAAUCAGCUGUGCAGGUAUCCUCUACCAGAACCAACUGGAACAAAUCCUCAGUUGCCCAGAACAGCUGUUUGAACAAGAUAAGGACCUUGUGUGGAAGCUACGCCACUUUGUCCAAGAGAAGUUCCCCCACCAUUUAUCUAGAGUUCUACAGUCUGUCAAAUGGAAUAAUUAUGUUGAUGUUGCCAAGAUGACUGCACUACUAAAUGCCUGGCCACUUCUGCCUGCAGACUAUGCCUUGGAAAUUCUUGGCCACGAGUACCCUGAUCAUAAUGUAAGAAAGUUUGCUGUCAAAUGUUUGGAUGAAGAUCUUGGGGAUGAUGAUUUCUCCCAGUAUAUGUUACAGUUGGUCCAAGCUUUAAAAUUUGAGACUCAUCUCAUUUGUCCACUAGCAGAGCUCCUGUUGACCAGAGCACUCAAAAAUCAGCAUUUAGGUCACAAAUUGUUCUGGCUUCUCAGGUCUGAGAUCCACAACCCCUCUGUUACUACUCAGUACAGUCUGCUAUUAAAGAUGUACCUGACCAACAACCCUGAUCAUCUUCAUGUUCUCAUGAAACAACAAGAUGCAUUAAAAAAGCUUUUUGCUUUAAACUCACUUAUAAAAGAUUGUAAAGUUAAUGAUGAGGCUAAGAGAGAAGAAGCAAAGUCCAUGAUGCAAAAGGUUUUGGAGCAACCAACUUUUAGGAAAUUUUUCACAGAGCUUUCUAGCCCUUUAUCUCCUUUGUUUAAAAUGAAAGAGUUGAAAAUCGAGAAAUGUAAAUUCAUGAAUUCCAAAAAGCGACCUCUUUGGCUGGUCUGGUCAAAUGCUGACAGUAUUGGCCCAGAUAUACAGAUCAUAUACAAAAAUGGUGAUGAUCUACGACAAGACAUGCUGACUUUACAAAUUCUUCAGGUCAUGGACAACAUCUGGCAAGCUGAAGGUUUAGAUUUUAGGAUGAAUCCUUACAUGUGCAUGGCCACUGACAGGGAACAAGGCAUGAUUGAGGUGGUGACACCAGCAGAUACUAUGGCCAAUAUCCAGAGGUGGUACAACAAAAGUGCUUUUGACAAAAAGGCCUUGUUCGAAUGGCUCAAACAAAAAAAUCCAGAUGAAAAAAGUCUGAAUGCAGCAGUUGAAGAGUUCCUCAUGUCUUGUGCAGGGUACUGUGUAGCCACAUAUGUCCUUGGCAUUGGAGACAGGCACAAUGACAACAUCAUGAUGAAAACAUCAGGACAGUUGUUUCACAUAGACUUUGGCCACUUCCUGGGCAACUUUAAGAGCAAGUUCCAUGUGAAGAGAGAGAGAGUUCCAUUUGUCCUGACCACCCACUUUGUUUGCCUCAUCAACAAAAAUGGUGCAGCUCCUGACAACUUUAAGAGAUUUCAGACCAUGUGUGAAAAAGCCUACCUCAUCCUACGCCGUAAAUACUCUCUGUUGAUAUCCCUGUUCAUGAUGAUGUUAACGAGCGGCAUCCCUCAGCUGACCAGUCCAAAGGACGUCAACUACCUGCGGGAGACCCUAGUGCCUGAUAUGUCGGAGGCCGAUGCCCUGACUCACUUUAGAUACACGUUCGAUGAGGCUCUCAAAGGCUCCUGGAAGACAAGUAUCAACUUCUGGAUCCACAUGCAAGCAAAGCAGUAAAUACUGUUUCUCUUUAAGUAACAAUAGUUUUUAAAUAGCUUUAAUGUUGGGGAGUUUUAGUUUUAACUGAUCGCAGUCCCUGGCAUUUCCUUCUCCAUAUUCAAUUUUUUUUCCCCAUUUAUGCAGAGGUGAACACAAUUAGAUUUUUCUACUAUUUUCU